AUGAAGCUCUUUCUUUACACCACUGUAUUUGCAGCAACUGUUUCUGCAAUUCCCAUGUUACAUGGCGCGAAUAUGUUAAAACGUGAAGGCGGUGAAGUGUCGACAGACUACAUCUUCACUGACGACCCAGCUGGCGGUGGCAAGGUUGACCAAAAGAAGAAGCGAGACGGAGGUGAAGUGUCGACCGACUACAUCUUCACUGACGACCCAGAUGGCGGCGGCAAGGUGGACCAGAAGAAGAAGAGAGACGGAGGUGAAGUGUCGACCGACUAUAUCUUCACUGACGACCCAGCUGCUGGUGGCAAGAUUGACCAGUAG
This is a messenger RNA of Colletotrichum truncatum, 318 nucleotides long. RefSeq lists its product as uncharacterized. The record is from RefSeq and is a predicted model, not a curated record. Lineage: Eukaryota; Fungi; Ascomycota; Sordariomycetes; Glomerellales; Glomerellaceae.